Hevea brasiliensis (rubber tree) is the source of this 914-nucleotide messenger RNA. RefSeq names its product peptidyl-prolyl cis-trans isomerase CYP18-1. NCBI's taxonomy places the organism in Eukaryota, Viridiplantae, Streptophyta, Magnoliopsida, Malpighiales, Euphorbiaceae. Gene Ontology annotation, molecular function: peptidyl-prolyl cis-trans isomerase activity. Gene Ontology annotation, cellular component: catalytic step 2 spliceosome. The record is from RefSeq and is a predicted model, not a curated record. Bases 174 to 656 code for a protein of 160 amino acids. Gene Ontology annotation, biological process: protein peptidyl-prolyl isomerization; protein folding. The transcript has 5 exons.
GGGAGAAAUUGUUUUUUUCCCUUCUCCUGUCCAUCCAUUUCCCUCGAUAAAAACAAAGGUGAAAGAUUGUCAAGGGGGGCUGCCUCCGGGACUCAUAAUCCUUUACGAAGAACAUAAGCGAAUAAUUCGAGCUUCUCUUCGUCUCCUGGUUCUGUGCUAAUACACGCGACCAAAUGUCGGUUACACUGCACACUAAUCUCGGUGAUAUUAAGUGCGAGAUCGCCUGCGACGAGGUCCCCAAAACGGCCGAGAAUUUUUUGGCACUAUGUGCUAGUGGUUAUUAUGAUGGAACCAUAUUUCACCGAAAUAUUAAAGGUUUUAUGAUUCAAGGUGGAGAUCCAACCAGUACAGGCAAAGGGGGGACCAGUAUAUGGGGCAAGAAGUUCAAUGACGAGAUCAGAGAGUCUCUUAAGCAUAAUGCAAGGGGUACACUGUCAAUGGCCAACAGUGGACCUAACACUAAUGGAAGCCAGUUUUUUAUGACUUAUGCAAAGCAACCCCAUCUCAACGGGUUAUACACUGUAUUUGGCAGAGUAAUUCAUGGCUUUGAAGUGCUUGAUCUCAUGGAGAAGACUCAAACAGGACCAGGUGAUCGACCUCUUGCAGAGAUAAGGAUCAAUAGAGUGACGAUACAUGCUAAUCCACUUGCUGGCUAGUUGCAUCUCAGAAUGUCUGUUUGGGUAGCAUUGUGAUGACAUGUUGGCAUGUUUUUUACAUUAAUUUUGGGAUUGGAUUGAAUGCAUAGAGAAAGUGAGACUGCUGAUGCUACCUGUAGUUUAAUGUAAAGCAACAUUUUGGUAAAUCUAGAAAUGCAACAUUUGAAGUUUUUUAUUUUUUUUAAAAAUUAUGUAUCAUUUGAAGUUGGUUUUCUUGUUUUAUGACACAUUAUUUGAAGUUAUUAAACGUUUAUGGUA